Messenger RNA from Saprolegnia parasitica CBS 223.65, 1077 nucleotides. RefSeq lists its product as hypothetical. Gene Ontology annotation, molecular function: cysteine-type peptidase activity. Lineage: Eukaryota; Oomycota; Saprolegniomycetes; Saprolegniales; Saprolegniaceae. The transcript has 4 exons. The record is from RefSeq and is a predicted model, not a curated record. Gene Ontology annotation, biological process: proteolysis. Bases 1 to 1077 code for a protein of 358 amino acids.
AUGGACAUGCCUUGCCCCGAGGCUGCUGUUCCGGCCGCCCUCCAGCCCGGGAAGCCGCCUCAGCUGGAUGCGCAGCAUUUGCUACCAGUACCCGCGCCAUCGCCGACGAUGUACAUGUACCGCGGGCCUAGCUUCGUCGAGGCAUUCGGGAACAAGUUUCAAUCCAAGGAAGAGUUCAAGACUGCCGUCCGUCAGUUCAAUGCGCUCGCAGCCCCAAUGUCCUUGGUCGUAAACAGCGCGCGGUACCUCAAGUGCAACCGAGGAGCCAACAAGCAACGAUACAGAUCCGUUCCAGAUUGUCCUGCCGGCGUCAAGUGCGACAUAGUCCAAGGCCAAUACUACCUCGGUGUCGAGUGCGUAGACCAUACGCACCAUGUCCCGGAGCGACUUGCGCCCAUCGCUCUUCUGCGAUAUCAACCAACCAACAAGGUCGCGCCUACCAUCGUGCCCGAGGCCACCGCGCUCACGGUCGAGCCCGAGGUCAAGCCUACGGUCGAGCCCGCGCUCACAGUCGAGCCCACGCUUACGGUCGAGCCCGAGGUCGAGCCCGAGGUCGAGCCCACGGUCGAGCCCGCGCUCACAGUCGAGCCCACGGUCGAGCCCAUUGUCCCGCCUGCACGAACCGACAUGCUCGAGGCGGACAUCAGACUCAAAGAGACAGCGCACAAUCAGUACUGGGAGGACAACAUCCUCAUGCUCGACAUUGUGUUUAUCCCGGUCAACGUUGGCAACAGCCAUUGGUUUCUCAUUGCGAUCGAUGUCUCUCGGCGUCGCAUUCUCGUCUUCGACAUGUUCGCACAAGACCGAAGAAGACGCGGCGCUGAGGCAGCGAGCGAUGCGGUGUUCAUGCGCCGACCAAGUCCGAUCUUUGAGCAAGGGCCGAUUGCCACGGAAGUUUUUGAACUCCACACGCCGGACGAGCCCUCCGAAGAAGAAGAGCCUCGACCCCGCAAGCUCCCACAGAAGGCCAAGCGUACCAAGCCUAUCGCGGACAUCAGCAUCGAGCUCGUUGCCCGCAUCGUCGUCUGGAUCCGGAAAGAAACGACGCCGGCGAGUUCGGUCCCAGAUCUCAAUUGA